Molecule: messenger RNA, 682 nt
Organism: Ceratina calcarata
Lineage: Eukaryota; Metazoa; Arthropoda; Insecta; Hymenoptera; Apidae
Product: small integral membrane protein 8
Exons: 2
Coding region: 183-476 (97 amino acids)
Source: RefSeq, a predicted model, not a curated record
UUCAAUUUCUAUCGAUUGUAGGUGGAGAACAGAUUAUUAAUAGCGUAUUUUGCAUAAUCAUCUUAUUAUUAAAAAUUAGGCUCGUACAUGUACAACAAUAAAUUAUUAGUUUUUAGUACAAGUAUUCUGCGCUACGAAUAAUUAUUACCCGCAGGUUUUAUUAGAGUACAGUUUCUGUGACAAUGAACGAUAAAGAAAAACCUGAAACAAAACCGGGCGAUGGUUUACGUUCGUUAAAAAGUACAAUGCUGUUUCGUGCAGUUAAUUACGAAUUGUACGCAAGACCGAAUAAAGCGGUAAUGAUAGCCGGCGGCAUUGUUAUGCUCGGUUGUAUAGGAUAUCUUGUUUACAUGCGACAAAAUCCUGAAAACGUCAAGUAUUACUCGGCGGCAGCAGCAGCAGCAGCAGCAGCAGCAGCAACAGGAACUGACGGGACUGUCAAUGUUAAAAAAAAAACGUCCAGAUGGACAGAUUGAUUUGAAACCUGAUUUUAGGUAAAUCGAUCACAAUUACAUGUAGUGUAGCACAAUGAAUAUUUAUUUCGUAAACACACUGUAUAAUUUCUUUGCUACUUUCUUGUCGCGUACACUUUUCAACGUGUAAGUAAACGUGUCGCAAGUAUUUCAUCGCUAUAGAAUUCGUUUGAAAUAAAACUUGCAAUCGUCUAUUGCUCUGCUUAAAA